Messenger RNA from Strongylocentrotus purpuratus (purple sea urchin), 1529 nucleotides. Its product is annotated as high-affinity choline transporter 1-like. The transcript has 6 exons. NCBI's taxonomy places the organism in Eukaryota, Metazoa, Echinodermata, Echinoidea, Camarodonta, Strongylocentrotidae. Gene Ontology annotation, cellular component: plasma membrane. Bases 22 to 1329 code for a protein of 435 amino acids. Gene Ontology annotation, molecular function: choline:sodium symporter activity. Gene Ontology annotation, biological process: transmembrane transport; choline transport; acetylcholine biosynthetic process. The record is from RefSeq and is a predicted model, not a curated record.
GGCCUUUUCUUUGCCAAACAGAUGAGAGCAGCGAAUUACGUCACAAUGAUCGACCCUUUUCAGAUCAAGUAUGGCAACCGCAUGGGUGGAAUCCUCUUUCUAGCAGCACUAAUGGGAGAACUGCUUUGGUGCUCCGCCAUUUUAGCUGCUUUAGGAUCAACAAUCAGUGUUAUCCUUGAGCUAGAUCAGAAUAUAUCUGUCAUCAUCUCGGCCUGCAUCGCCGCGUCUUACACGCUGUUUGGUGGUCUCUACUCCGUGGCCUACACAGACAUUGUUCAACUCACCUGUAUAUUCGCCGGCUUGUGGAUUUGUCUACCGUUUGCGCUCGCCAAUGAUGCUGUUACUCCAAUAUUGGAGACUACGGAUCGCUGGCUAGGCGAAUGGGACACUAAACUGACUGGACAAUGGAUUGAUAAUACCUUACUACUAAUCUUAGGAGGAGUACCCUGGCAGGCGUAUUACCAACGAGCUCUCUCGGUCAAGUCACCCGACCACGCGCGCUACAUCUCUAUAGUUGCAGCUUUCGGAUGCGUAAUUGUCAGCAUCCCAGCAUACAUCUUGGGUGCCGUGGGCGCCAGUACAAACUGGACGUUGACAGACAUUAAUCUGAAUAAAACAGACCCAUAUGAGACACCCGGGAUCAUCCUCCCCGCUGUCAUUCAGUUCCUUACUCCGCCUUUUGUUGCUUUCCUCGGCCUGGGGGCCAUCUCAGCAGCAGUAAUGUCAUCCACCGACUCGUCCAUUCUCGCCUCGAGCUCGAUGUUCGUGAGGAACAUCUACAAGAACAUCUUCCGAACGUCAGCGUCUGAGAGAGAGAUGAGCUGGAUACUCCGGCUUGCGGUGAUUGCUGUUGCCGCCAUAGCUACCGUCAUGGCGUUGACUGUCGACUCCAUAUACGUCCUCUUCGUUCUUUGUGCAGAUUUCGUCUACGUCGUGCUCUUUCCGCAGUUAGUCUGCGUUAUCCACGUCGAGAAGUCCAACACCUACGGCUCAGCCGUAGCGUUCGUCCUCGGGCUUGCGCUCCGACUGACAGGCGGCGAGCCCGCCCUCAAGCUUCCAGUCUUAUUACGUUACCCGUACUACGACGAGGAGCUCGGUCAGUUGUUUCCUUUCCGCACCCUGGCUACCAUCGUGGCUUUCGUGUCGCUUGUCGUUAUCUCGUUCAUCACCGACAUCGUCUUUAAGAAGGGUUAUCUUCCUAAGAAAUACGACGUCUUCAAGUGCGUGGUUAAUACUGAUGUCAAGCCGAGUAUGGAGGUCAUGGUCAAAAGCAUAUCCGGUGACAUGGAAGACAAGUCUGUAGAAAAUAUCGCUAUGACCGACUUCUAGGGGUGGACAGGUCAAACUCACGAUGCAAGAUUCAACAUUCACUCACUAUUUACAUAUAUUAAAAAAGACGAUAGCAACUUCUGUCGAAAAAAUGAAAAUAGGGUUAUAUCAGCAGCCUUGUGUGUUUCCCAUUGAAUUGUGUGAAGGUGACAAUGGCCCAUUACGUAAUCUGAACAUAAUUACAAUGGGGUGUACAGUUG